CAAAAUGGCAGGAGAAGGAGUACAAGAAAACUUCGGUUGUACUCAUUAUAAAAGAAAAUGUAUCCUGAUAACACCAUGUUGUGAUAAAGAAUACACCUGUAGAGUUUGUCAUGAUGACAAUGAAAACCACGAGUUAAAUAGAAGAAGUGUUGAGAAACUAAAAUGUAUGAAAUGUAAUACCAUUCAAAAGGUAUCAAGAACUUGCACCAACUGUGAUAUAGAGUUUAGUAAAUAUUGUUGUAAUAUUUGUAAUCUAUAUGAUGAUGAUAUUAGUAAAAAACAAUUUCAUUGUGAAUUCUGUGGCUUGUGCAGACUUGGUGGUCGAGAGAACUUUUUUCAUUGUAAAAAAUGUGAUUUAUGUUUAGCAACAUCAUUGAAAGGUAAUCAUAAGUGUGUUGAGAAGGUGUCCCAUGAUGUUUGUGCAAUAUGUCGAGAUGAUUUACAUACAUCAAGAUUAAAACUACAUGUUCCUGAUUGUGGACAUUUAAUACACUAUGACUGUUAUUAUAACCUGCUCAAAUCAAACAACUAUGCGUGUCCAACAUGUAAUGAGUCAUUGGUAGAUAUGGGAGAUGUUUGGAAACAUUUAGAUGAAGAUUUAGCUAACACUGAAAUGCCUGAAGAGUAUAAGAAUGUGAUAUUAGAUAUAUUAUGUCGAGAUUGUCAUAAGACAAGUAAAGCCAAGUUUCAUGUGGUAGGGUUAAAAUGUGGAGAAUGUGGUUCAUAUAAUACCUGUAGAAACUGAUAGUUUAAUUCAAUCUUUUGAG
This is a messenger RNA of Lottia gigantea (owl limpet), 767 nucleotides long. RefSeq lists its product as hypothetical. The coding region runs from base 5 to 745 and encodes 246 amino acids. The record is from RefSeq and is a predicted model, not a curated record. Gene Ontology annotation, biological process: ubiquitin-dependent protein catabolic process; protein ubiquitination. The transcript is spliced from 8 exons. Lineage: Eukaryota; Metazoa; Mollusca; Gastropoda; Lottiidae. Gene Ontology annotation, cellular component: nucleus. Gene Ontology annotation, molecular function: zinc ion binding; ubiquitin protein ligase activity.